CGCAGACAGAACGGAGAGCAACACGGGAGCACAACUUCUGAGAGGAGAGAUAACGGAACUAUUUAUAAUUAAGCAGAUUGAACAUUUCUUAGCACAAGUUACUCGCUUCCUCUUGUGCUUGUUUACACAUUCGUCCACCAGCUUUGUCGGACUUUCCCAACCUUUUUUGAUUUCCCUGGGCACUCUGUUGACUUUGACAGUGCCGGUUCGAGGUUCGGAUUAAUUACAUUUACAAAAGAUAUGGUUUACUACAGGGACAGUCAGUCCGAGCGGCCGCCGUUGUCGUGUAUUCUGCCGCAUCUCUACCUUGGUGCAGAGACUGAUGUAACGCAGGAUGGUUUAUCUGACCGAGGGAUCUCAUACGUACUAAGCGUGAGCCGAUGUUGUCCUCAGCCGUCAUUUCUACCCCAAUCCCAGUACCUCCGUAUCCCAAUAGACGACUCCCUUCGGGAUGACCUGCUUCCCUGGAUUCCUCAGGCGUUGCACUUCAUUGAUGGGGCCAUGUCACUUGGCUGCUCAGUCCUGGUCCACUGUGCUGCAGGAAUCUCUCGGUCUCCAGCACUCGCUGUGGCCUAUGUUAUGUAUAGUCUGAAAAUGGAUCUGGACCAUGCAUACAGGUUUGUGAAAGAACGCAGACCUACAAUUUCACCUAACUUCAACUUCCUGGGCCAGCUGCAGCUCUUUCAGGGAACACUAUCUUUGAAGAAUAAUAACAACACAAACCUUCACACUCAGUCGCAGUCAGUCGAACCUUUGGAUAACUGCCUGCAGCCCACCAAUGACAAAAACAAUAGCAGUUCUACAGUGUCGCUGUUAACUAAAUUAAACCUUCAGAGCAACAUGGACAACAACUGUAUAAUUAAUGGGCAUACUGAGGAUUCCAAAGUAAAUGUACACUGUGAGAACAAGAACAACCAAGUGGAAAAUAUUCAGAGCCAAGGCCAACACGAUGAGGUGAUGAAGCCAGAGUUUACCUUAUCUCUUUCAGACAAGCUUGGAGCUCUCAGUCUCCACACAAAUCCUGUAGAGUUACAAAGACCAGUCAGCAUCCCAUCUCAGACACCAAAGCUCAACCCACUUAAGCCUACUUCUCUACAAAUUCCAUCCGGCCGCAUUUCUCUAGCUGAGAAACGCCAAAGCCUUACUCUUUCCCUAACACCACUGAGUGCAGGUCCUCAUACUCACCAGAAGGGGUCAACAGGAAACAGUAAUGAUUUGAAGCAGAGCUCGACAUGCAGUUCUACAGUUAUUCAGAUGGGGGAGUCCGAUGGCCUGGGUAGAGUCAAGAUGGAGAUGCCUGUAGUAGAAACCAGAACAGAACCAAAAGAGGUAAACAGGUUCAGCAGCAAGCAGGCUUCAGCCAGACAAAGCUGCUCAAGAUCACAUAAAAAGAAGAGUAAACUAAACAGAGACAACCCCACCUCCUCUUUUAGCAGAGCAAAUGAGGAGCAACAAACAUCAAAAACAAAAUUAUUAAACAAUUCAAGCACAAGUUCACAGAGACAGAUCCAGGGACCAUGCGGCAUCGCAACUUCCCCACUGGAGCUUUUAGAGAAGGAAGUUAUUGGUGGUGUAGAGGCUGUGGAGGGUAUGGAUGGUGACCAGAGUCCCCUGUCUCCAGUCAGUCUAACAAUCAACAAAAUACUGGACUGGGGAGAACGCAUGCUGCUCGGGGUCUUACUUGGUCCACAUAUUAAAGUGGGACAGGCUGCUUUGCCCUACAGAUGUUGAGGGGGAACUGGUGGUAUGGAUUACUCUAUUUAAAGAUACAGGUGUAAACAAGAACUCUUUUAGCAAGGCAUAAGAAAGGAAGUGUGAUUAUACUUUACUUCCCUAAUGAACAGGAGGGAACUUAAAUGAAGAAGAGGACAUUAUGGACAUAAAAGCAUACUGUAUGUAUAAGUGUGUGAUGAUAGUGCAUGUUCAUUCAAGACUAUUGGACAGACACCGUUUGACAGACUGAUCAGUCAGUGCCUGUUUGCUGCUGACUCAUGUAUAAAUCACUGAAUGUCUGCAGAGAGACAUGCAUUUUGUUCUGUUAUAAUGCACAGCCUGCCCGUGAAUUUAUUUAUUGAAAUAUACUGAUAAUUGUUAUUUAUAAAGGGGUAUUUUGUGGAUGGAAUUUUAACACUAUAGCUUGUACUGAAAACAGUGUUCAUUAAAGACAACUAUUUUACUCUG
This is a messenger RNA of Myxocyprinus asiaticus (Chinese sucker), 2181 nucleotides long. Its product is annotated as tyrosine-protein phosphatase vhp-1-like. NCBI's taxonomy places the organism in Eukaryota, Metazoa, Chordata, Actinopteri, Cypriniformes, Catostomidae. Gene Ontology annotation, cellular component: cytoplasm. Gene Ontology annotation, molecular function: MAP kinase tyrosine/serine/threonine phosphatase activity; protein tyrosine/threonine phosphatase activity. The coding region runs from base 241 to 1731 and encodes 496 amino acids. The record is from RefSeq and is a predicted model, not a curated record. Gene Ontology annotation, biological process: protein dephosphorylation; negative regulation of MAPK cascade. The transcript has 5 exons.